AAGCUCUUCGGGAUUAUCAAUAGAAAUCUAUACGAACGAUGGUAAUCUGCGAGAUUGAAUUCAGCAAUAAUCCCAGGGGGAUUUUCUACGCAGGCCAAUUGAUUUCUGGACAGGUGGUAAUCAAGACUGAGAAGGCAAAACCAGUUAAGGCUGUGGUUCUUCAGAUCAAAGGAUUCGCCGAAACUUAUUGGACAGAUCCCGAGUUCGACUCGGAGGAUCAGUCGAACGGUGAGUCAUUCAAGGGACAUGUGGACUACAUUGCCACUAAGGCUUAUCUGCACGGGUCGAGCUCUAGCAUAGAGGUGAUUAUUGAGCCGGGCACGAGCACGUAUAGAUUUGCCUGUCAGUUGCCAAUCACAUGUCCCUCUUCGUUUGAGGGAACCCACGGACGUGUUCGAUAUCUGGUCAAUGUAAGAUUCCUGCGACCCUGGAAAUUCGAUCAGAACUUUGGUCGCAGCUUCACGGUACUCAAGGUGAUGGAUUUGAAUACCGAGAGUCUGAUGUUGAGGGUGCCCACCCAGGUGGAGUCCCAAAGGACCUACUGUUGUUUUCCCUGUCGGUCAGAUCCCCUCAGCAUUCGUCUCUCUCUGCCACAAGGUGGCUUUGUGCCCGGCCAGACAAUACCUGUGGGUGUAAUGAUCUCCAACGAUAGUCACGUUGCCGUCGAGGACAUAACCGUGACACUGGCCAUGGUGGUGAUUUACUAUAGUCAACCUCCGACGGCGGAUACCAACAAGGAUCGUUUCGUGAUGGUACAGAAAACCGGCGAAGGUGCUCCUGCAAAGUGUCGAAAGCAAUUCACCUUUGACAUACGGGUGCCAGCAACGCCACCCACUUGCUUUAACUUAUGCAGUAUCAUCCAGAUUGGAUAUCAGGUGGAGGCGGAGGCCAGGGUCAAGGGUUGUCAUGCCAAUCAAUCUGUUCACAUGCCGGUGACCAUUGGCAGUGUGCCACUCACCAAGCAGCUGCAAAAGGAGGGCAGGAUUUGGGGAGAAGAUCUGCCGCCACAACAAUUGGAUGCCAAGGCAUUGGUUUUAAUAAAAAAUGAAGAGGUCAUGGAAACAGUUGGACCUGUAAAUCCCUGGGCUGCUGAUACCUCAAUUGCACCUCCCCACUAUGCCGAAGCCAAACACAUCUCUCCAGAAACCCAAAAAUCCUCGAAAGCUAAAAAGAAAUCCAUAAAAAAGACUACCAAAGAGUCAAAGGACCAAAAUGGAAUGGAAAUUGUAUUUACUCCUUUAUAUGCUGUUUUUGACCUGGAAAAUCCAGAUGAUAAUUUGAUUUUGAGGUCCAAUGAAUCAAAGACUGAUGGCGGCUAUGUAAAUGAAGAUGUGGAUAGAAGCACUUGGCUUUAA
Molecule: messenger RNA, 1355 nt
Organism: Drosophila serrata
Lineage: Eukaryota; Metazoa; Arthropoda; Insecta; Diptera; Drosophilidae
Product: arrestin domain-containing protein 2
Biological process (GO): protein transport
Cellular component (GO): cytoplasm
Source: RefSeq, a predicted model, not a curated record